This is a messenger RNA of Drosophila ficusphila, 573 nucleotides long. It is a transcript of the gene Bet5, whose product is annotated as trafficking protein particle complex subunit 1. The transcript has 3 exons. Gene Ontology annotation, cellular component: TRAPP complex. Gene Ontology annotation, biological process: endoplasmic reticulum to Golgi vesicle-mediated transport. Lineage: Eukaryota; Metazoa; Arthropoda; Insecta; Diptera; Drosophilidae. The coding region runs from base 113 to 550 and encodes 145 amino acids. The record is from RefSeq and is a predicted model, not a curated record.
AGCCCCGGCACAAUAUUUAUGUUUUGCAUGGGAAGCAAAAGUAAAUUGCAUUCCAUAAACUCGUGAAAAAUUAGAUUAUCGGGCUAAUGCCAUUCCGAUUAGCUCUAUCACGAUGACGAUCUUUAAUCUGUACAUAUUCGACAAGUUUGGCACACUUCUACAUUACGCAGAAUGGAAUCGCACCAAAAAAUCGGGAAUCACGAGAGAGGAGGAAGCAAAACUAACAUACGGAAUGCUCUUCUCCAUCAAGUCAUUUGUGAGCAAAAUAUCACCACACGACCCUCGCGAGGGAUUCCUGUACUAUAAGACUAACCGCUACGCCCUACAUUAUCUGGAAACUCCCUCGGGGCUAAAGUUCGUUCUCAACACGGAUACGACGGCCAUCAAUGUAAAGGAACUGCUGCAGCAACUGUACGCCAAAGUGUGGGUGGAGUACGUGGUGCGGGACCCACUGUGGACGCCAGGUACUGUGGUCACCUCGGAGCUGUUCCAAUCCAAGUUGGACGAGUUCGUCAAGCAGUCCCCCAUCUUUGGCAUUCGCAAUAUUUAAACAAAUAAAUAGCUCUAAACUCA